Paramisgurnus dabryanus is the source of this 6887-nucleotide messenger RNA. NCBI's taxonomy places the organism in Eukaryota, Metazoa, Chordata, Actinopteri, Cypriniformes, Cobitidae. The record is from RefSeq and is a predicted model, not a curated record.
AAGAGCUCGCGUGUGAUGUGUUUGUGUAUGCUCAGUGUUUUUCUCUCUUGAAUGUUUUAUUGAGUGUAAACAGAGUCUUGUCUCUGUGUAUUUUAGUGUUAAUGGUGAGAGAUGAGAUGUGCUGUAAAUCAGAAACUGAUCAGGGCUUACAGGAGGAGGAAUCUACUGAUCAAACCUCCACAGAGUCUCUGGAUUCUGUCUGUAACGCUGGAGAACAGCAGCAGAUCCUGCAGACCAAACUCAAGAUGUGCUCAGUCAAACCGAUGGACAGUGGGAACCAAAUGCAGAAUAUAACAGAAGCCAUAGCAGAUAAAUAUGAAGAAAAACAUAAUGAUGGUCAUGAUUUUAUUUUCUCAGAUGUAAAGAGUGAAUUAUGUUUGGAUGGAGAAAUAACAUCCUUGACUCUUUCCUGCAUCACCGGUGGAGAGACAUUGAGCUCACAGAGACAUUUAGAGAGAAAACACACAGAACAGAAACACUUCACCUGCACCAGAUCUGAGAUCAGCUUUACUACCUUACAAGAGAAGAAACUUCAUUCAGAAGAGCACAGAAAGAAGAAGAAGAAGAAGAAGAAGUUGUUUCACUGUCAGCAGUGUGGGAAGGAUUUUGGCUCCUUAUCUCAUCUGAGAGUUCACAUGAGGACACACAAUGCUAAAAAGCCUUUCUACUGCACUGAAUGUGGCCAUUACUUCAGAACCAAAGCAAAUCUUGAUUCUCAUAAGAGAAUUCACACAGGAGAAAAACCAUACGAGUGUCCUUACUGUGAGAAGAGAUUCAGCCAAAAAUAUAAUAUGAGGAAACAUGUGUUUACACACACCAAAGACAGUCCAUAUCAGUGCAGUGAAUGUGGAAAAACCUUUAGGGAUUCAAGUCAAUUAAAAUCACACCAAACACUACACACUAAAGAGAAACCCUUUCAAUGUUUACACUGUGAUAAACGUUUCAAUCGUAAAACUACUCUUACAGCCCAUCAGAUACUUCACACUGGAGAGAAACCUCAUUACUGUAGUGUUUGUGAGAAGAGUUUCAGUCGACGUGAACAUUUAGUGAAACAUCAGAGAAUUCAUACAGGUGAAAAACCUUACAAAUGCUCUCAGUGUGAGAAGACCUUUGCCCAGUCAGGUAAAUUUAAAGCCCAUCAGCGACUUCACACUGGAGAUAACCCUCAUCACUGUAAUGUUUGUGGGAAGAGUUUUGAUCAUAGAAGCAGGUUAGUGAGACACCAGAGAAUUCAUACAGGUGAAAAACCUUUCAAAUGCUCACAUUGUGAGAAGACGUUUGUUUAUUCAUCUAACUUUAAAUCUCAUCAGAGACUUCAUACUGGAGAGAAACCUUACAAAUGCUCUCAGUGUGAGAAGACGUUUGCUUAUUCAUCUAACUUAAAAUCUCAUCAGAGACUUCAUACUGGAGAGAAACCUUACAAAUGUGCUCAGUGUCAGGAGACGUUUGCUUAUUCAUCUAACUUAAAAUCUCAUCAAAGACUUCAUACUGGAGAGAAACCUUACAAAUGUGCUCAGUGUGAGGAGACGUUUUCUCAGUCAGGUUCCUUAAAAGCUCAUGAGAGCCUUCAUACAGGAGAGCACAGAGAGAAGCAGCAGCAGCAGCUGACGUUUGACUGUGAGCAGUGUGGGGAGGAUUUUGGCUCCUCAUCUCAUCUGAGACUUCACAUGAGGACACACAAUGCUGAAAAGCCUUUCUACUGCACUGAAUGUGGCCAUUACUUCAGAACCAAAAACAGUCUUGAUUCUCAUAAGAGAAUUCACACAGGAGAAAAACCAUACAAGUGUCCUCACUGUGAGAAGAGAUUCAGCCAAAAAUCUAAUAUGAGGAAACAUGUGCUUAUACACACCAAUGAGAGACCAAUGAGAGACUUUAAAUCUCAUCAGAGACUUCAUACUGGAGAGAAACCUUACAAAUGCUCUCAGUGUGAGAAGACGUUUGCUUAUUCAUCUUACUUAAAAUCUCAUCAAAGACUUCAUACUGGAGAGAAACCUUACAAAUGUGCUCAGUGUGAGGAGACGUUUUCGCAGUCAGGUUCCUUAAAAGCCCAUCAGAGACUUCAUACAGGAGAGCACAGAGACAAGCAGCAGCUGACGUUUGACUGUGAGCAGUGUGGGGAGGAUUUUGGCUCCUCAUCUCAUCUGAGACUUCACAUAAGGACACACAAUGCUGAAAAGCCUUUCUACUGCACUGAAUGUGGCCAUUACUUCAGAACCAAAAACAGUCUUGAUUCUCAUCAGAGAAUUCACACAGGAGAAAAACCACACAAGUGUCCUCACUGUGAGAAGAGAUUCAGCCAAAAAUCUAAUAUGAAGAAACAUGUGCUUAUACACACCAAUGAGAGACCGUAUCAGUGCAGUCAAUGUGACAAAGCCUUUAGGGAUUCAGGUGAAUUGAAAUCACACCAAACACUACACACUAAAGAGAAACUCUUUCAAUGUUCACACUGUGAUAAAUGUUUCAGUCGUAAAACUAAUCUUACAGCCCAUCAGAGACUUCACACUGGAGAGAAACUUAAUCAUUGUAGUGUUUGUGAGAAGAGUUUCAGUCGACGUGAAAAUUUAGUGACUCAUCAAAGAACUCAUACAGGUGAAAAACCUCAUCACUGUAAUGUCUGUGAGAAGAGUUUCAGUCGACGUGAACAUUUAAUAAAACACCAGAGAAUUCAUACAGGUGAAAAACCUUUCAAAUGCUCUCAUUGUGGGAAGACGUUUACUCAGUCAUUUUCCUUAAAAGCCCAUCAGAGACUUCAUACUGGAGAGAACCUUUACAAAUGCUCUCAUUGUGAGAAGACGUUUGCUUAUUCAUCUCACUUUAAAGCCCAUCAGAGGCUUCAUACUGGAGAUAACCCUCAUCACUGUAAUGUCUGUGAGAAGAGUUUUGAUCAUAGAAGCAGUUUAGUGAGACACCAGAGAAUUCAUACAGGUGAAAAACCUUUCAAAUGCUCUUAUUGUGAGAAGACCUUUAUGGAGUCAGGUCACCUUAAAUCUCAUCAGAGAGUUCAUACUGGAGAGAAGCCUUACAAAUGUGCUCAUUGUGAGAAGACGUUUACGGAGUCAGGUCACCUUAAAUCUCAUCAAAGAGUUCAUACUGGAGAGAAACCUUACAAAUGUGCUCAUUGUGAGAAGAUGUUUUCUCAGUCAGGUUCCUUAAAAGCCCAUGAGAGACUUCAUACUGGAGAGAAACCUUACGUCUGCUUGAUCUGUGAGAAGAAAUUCACUCAUGCCAAAAGUCUUCAAAAUCAUCAGAAGGAACAUACUGAUGAACAAAUAGACUGAAAUCCUCAUAGCAUCUAAAAGACUUUCCAGACUGACCGUGUGGUCCUAUUCUGCAUGCUAUAACAUGCUAUGAAAACAAUAGCUUUUAUUAUUAAUGACUUUACAUUGACCACUGUUAGUUGCGACGAAAAGCGAUUUUUUUUUUUUUUUUUGACCAAUGUGUCAAAUUUCCCCUCUUUUUUCCUGGUUGACCAAUGAGAUCUGAGCAUUACAUCACGUUCCCGGAGCUGCUGUAAAUCUACAGCACAGCGUGUCAGGUUGUUCUUUGUUUGUGUCAUGCAUUUAAAAUCCUUAAAUGCACGAUUUGUUGAUUAUCCUUUACAUAUUCAUUUAUUUUAUCAUUCACCUUUAUUUUAAUUAAUAUGUUUUAUUACACAGCUCUCUAAAAUACUAGAUUCUGAUUGGCCAGUCAUGACAUUCCAAGGUUCGUUCUUUUCAAAUAACUACCGCUCAAAGCAAAUAACAUACGGUUACACGGAUGCUCCGAAUCAUUUUGACAGAUACAAUUUAACAAAAUAUUAUAUAUAAAAAUUUAUUUUAAUAACAUAUCCAGCAUUAUAAGUGAUUAAACCAAGUAUUGCGCUCGUGACAUUUGAUGGUCUUAUCUUAAAACCAAAAUUAAACGCGUUUUUCUCAUGAAAGGUAUGCAUUCGUUAAAAAUUAGCAAAUGAAAUAUAUUUCAAGUCAAUAUAAAAUGUUCCUUUUCAGACUUAUGAGGUAAAUAGCCGUGUAAUAAGCGGGAUAGUGUACAGGCAGCAGGUUGUUAUCGCAAAAUAAGCCCCUUCAGUGUGAUACAUGAUCAGAGUAUCGGGAGUUAUUUCUGCAACCUGCUGCCUAUACAUUUUCCCUUAAAUAUAUAUGCAUUUUAUUCUAUCUAGUUUUUCUAUUCUACAUUAUUUUUCUUCAUAUUAUUGAAAUCUUAUGUUGCCGCUGUAUUGUCUUUAAAUGCUGAUUUGAGUCUCCGAUGGACUAGGUCGCAAGGUUUUUAUUAACCUCAUUAUAAUGUUGUAAAACAAUAAGUGUCCACUCUCUGUUUGAUAAAAUAACACCUCCUAAAUCUGCUUCUAGUCAGACAAAGUUACUCAGAGCAUUGACAGUGCAACUAAAAUUAUUCAAUAAAGCAUCUUUAUUUGAUUCAACAUCACUUCAUCUCCCGCUGCUGUUUUUCUCUUCAUCUCUGUGUCUACUUCAUGGUUGAUUUGAAGUAUUAACUCUCACAACAGAGCUGAUAUUUGAGCACAGAUUUUGUGAUUUCCUGACAGGACAUGGGAACUAUAUCUAAACUAUGGGGAAAAAAUUUACGCGUUACAAGUAACGCGCAUUACGUAAUAUUACUAUUUAAAAGUAACAAGUAAAGUAGCACAUUACUUUCAAAAUUUACACAUUCAUAUUUGAGUAACUUUUUAAAAAAAGUAAUGCGAGUUACUAUUCAGUUUAAUUAAUUUGAUUUAAAAAUAAAAUAAUGUACUGAAUUAAACUGAUCAUAUGAACAUAGAAUUACGCACUCUAUGCGCCUGAGCGGGAACAGUUUGAGUCAGAAACGGAGAUGGCAGGCCAGCGCUUGACAUUUUUGCGAUCAUAAAAACACCUGCAAGGCCUGAAAGAGAUCAAGCCUCCGCCAGCAAAAGUAAUGCAAAAGUAACGUAAGCAUACUGUCCAUAAUUGCGUUACUUAGUUACUUUUUAGUUACUUUUUUGGAGAGUAACUUAAUAUUGUAAUGCAUUACUUUUAAAAGUUACUUUCCCCAACAAUGUUGCUAACAGGUUAGCAACUAUGGUUUUGGGAAAUGCACCCCUGAUCGGUACAACAUUUAAGUUUGCCACCUAAGCAUACCAGAUAAAGCUAGACUUCAUUCAACAAUGUUAAAAACUCAAAGGGAUAGUUCAGCCCAAAAUUAAAAUUCUGUCAUAAUUUUCCAACUCUUUCCAUAGUAUUAAUUUUUCCAUAAUGAAUAGGGCUCAUGAAUGGUUUGGUUAUAAACAUUUAGUCCAGGGUUUCUCAAAGUCCGGACUCCGGUCCGGAUCCGGACCCGACGGGAACUUGAUCCGGACCCGCGUCCACUUCAUAUUACAAGUGUAUUAAUUUCUAUGUGAUUGAUUAAAUGUGUGCAUUUGCUACUUUACAGAUGCACAUUAAACUUGUAAACUAUUCGUUUAGUUUUUUUUUUUCUUUUUAGAUUUAAGAGUAUUCCUGGUCCGAAAAUAAAACGAAUUAUUUAAAAUUUUUCUGUGUGACGCUGUAGCCAUCACACACAGAUAUUAUGCACAGCUACUUCAUGUACUACGGCUUUUGAUCAGUAAGUCCUUAUCAAUCUGAAAUCACUGUUGGUUUGAGUCGUUUAAAACAUGCAUUUGAAAAAGCAACACUCGUCAAACAUAAUAUUUAUACAUAUUCUUUAUUAUCAUGAAAAUACCUGAAAAGGUUUGAAGAACAGGAAUAUAUCCUUAAGACAUUUCCUGGAGCUGCGUGUGUCUUGUUCUUCGUCUGCAGUGCAUAUUAAGUUUCUGCCCGAGAGCGCCCCCUGGCUUUUGGAUGUAGCGGCAUUUCACAGUAAUUCAUUGAGAAGCAUAGCAAGAAUCAUAAGCCAAUUUAUAGGCGCACCCCUAAUUUAGGUCAGUUUCUCUGCCUACCAACCACACUUUUUUGCCGUGGUUUAUGCAUCUGAUGGAGAACAAACUGUGCCAUUUCUCUAAUUAGGUUGCUCUGUAUUUUGCACCUGGUUACUUUUGGCAUAUUUCUUGUGUUUAUGUUAAAAAAUUUUUUACUUUAAAUGGAAAAUACACUUAUUUUUUUCCCAAACUAUUUGUGUUGAUUUGUUAUAUAAACAAAUUAUUUACAUAAAGUUUUUCCGGACCUAUGAAAAUUAUGAGAAUUCAGAUUUGGACCUUUGAAUGUAAACUUUGAGAACCCCUGAUUUAGUCCAAUAACCAUCAAUAAAUGCAACACAAUGCAAAUUUUGCAUACACAUAAAUGAAGGGGUGAACAUGUACAACAUCCUCAAUGUGACCAACAUUCACACAAACACACACACAUCCACAACUAAAAGAGUCUAUAACAGUGCACUUUUUAAUUUUUUCAAAUAAAAAUUGCUACUCGCUUACAUACAAUAAAAUUGAAUGAGACAACAAUUGAGCUUUCAUUUUAAUUGCUGAGAAACCACUGUGCCAUGCAUGCACACACACACGAGAGAUCAGAGUCCCAAUGAUUUGAUGAUGCUAAUGAAGUAGUUUGCUUUAAUCCGAAUAUGUGUAUCAAAUACUUUACCAUUAUGUUUUUAUGUUUUUCUAUAUGGAUAUAACCAGUUAUAUGUAUCACGUAGUGAACCAUUGUGUUUGUAGGAAAAUUUCCAGCAUGCAUUGCAGUUUGUUCAAAAAGUACAUGGGGAAGGUUCUACAUGGCGAGGGUAUGGACAAAAGAUCUACAGUCCCAGGAAUGAGAUCACCAUGUGUUUCUAUAUGAUAUAAUCCAUAUGUUUCUUCAUGUUACAAACCCUUGGGAAUAGAAGCAUAUGCUAAGGUCAAUGUAAAGGUCAUGGAUUGCGUGCGAAGACAGCUUAAAUACUGUGGUACAAGGAAAAGGUUUUCAGUGAGUCUUGGAGAUUUUGCAGGA